Messenger RNA from Zeugodacus cucurbitae (melon fly), 1476 nucleotides. Its product is annotated as thiamin pyrophosphokinase 1. The record is from RefSeq and is a predicted model, not a curated record. Gene Ontology annotation, molecular function: thiamine binding; ATP binding; thiamine diphosphokinase activity. The transcript is spliced from 3 exons. Bases 76 to 1029 code for a protein of 317 amino acids. Gene Ontology annotation, biological process: thiamine metabolic process; thiamine diphosphate biosynthetic process. Lineage: Eukaryota; Metazoa; Arthropoda; Insecta; Diptera; Tephritidae.
CUUAUUUUAAUAUAAUUAUAAAGAAAUAUAAUUAUUGAAUGUAAAUAAUGGAUAUCAAUAUAAAAAUAAACCAAAAUGAGAUGGGCAACUCCGAACAAAUUCAAUUUGCAAAGAACUGCGAAAUCAGCUGCUUACUAUCUUGCACAAAUUUCUGAUUUAUUUUACGCUCAGCUGUAUAUUAAACUACAAAAUCGAAAAUAUAUUGAAGUAUUAAUGAAUACAAAUGGAAAAAACUCCUCAUCCAACUACGACCGUUGUGAAUUGGCCAAUACACGUAUUUGGAGCCCGAGUGAAUUGGUUAGUGGCUGCAAUACUACGGAUAGUAAUUAUGCCUGCCUUGUACUGAACCGAUCAGUUCACGUGCCGGCGGAAAUUGUGAACAAUAUAUGGCAAAAUGCUAAAAUACGUUGUUUAGUAGACGGUGGUGCAAAUUUUUGGAGAGAAUUUAUACAAAAAUCAAAUGGAGGAGAAACACUAAAGCUUCCGGAAUAUAUAACAGGCGAUUUUGAUUCAAUUACGCAAGAAACACGGAAAUAUUUCAAUGAUCCAGAUAUUAAGUAUGAACAUACACCUGAUCAGGAUGAAACCGAUUUCACAAAAGCACUGCGAUUUUUACAGCCCCAGUUGAAAGUCGAUAACAUUCAUAAUGUUAUUGUGUUCCAAGAAAAUACUGGACGUCUGGAUCAAAUUAUGGCCAAUAUCAAUACAUUAUAUAAGAUGCAAAGCGAUAUUCUAAACAUAUAUCUCUUGAGUAGUUCUUCUAUAAGUUGGUUACUUUUGCCAGGCAAACAUAAAGUUAUAGUCCCAAAAGCGUUGGUCGACUGCCAACAAUGGUGUGCAUUAAUGCCGAUUGGAAGUAAAGCGGAAAAAGUAACUACUAGAGGAUUAAAGUGGAAUCUAACACAAUCUGGUCUGGAGUUCGGUUUUAUGGUAAGCACGUCAAACACUUAUGCAUCCGAGGAAGUCUAUGUGGAUACAGAAAGUCGUUUAGUUUGGUCUAUGGGGUUAUGGACGGAGGAGAAGCAAUAAUAGUACUUAAACAUAAUAAUCACUAAGUUACGUUGUUCUUACUUAUUCAUAUUGUUCCGAGUGUUCAUUUAUGACACACACUCCUUUUGGGAUUUAUUGUUUUUUACAUUUAUAGGGAUAUUAAGCAUAGUGCAUUAUUUUUUUAGUGAAAUGUAUAGGAAUAUUAGGCUAAAUCAUUGAAAAAUUCCAAUUGAAGUGAUCAAAUUGUUCACGAUUUUACUUUGUUACAAUUGCGUGUGUUUUCUAUAAAAUAUAUGCAUUACGUGGGUAAGCUUUUUGAGAAGCAAUGUUUGUGUACUUAUUCAACACAAAGUAGUAAAUUACAAUGUGAACCCGUGAUCUGUCAAGAGCAACUUUUGUACAUAUGUAUACUUACGUAAAUUUUAGGUAUGCAUACACACAGGUUUAAAUGUAAUUAAUAAAAGUUCUGAUUGUAAUCAAUCAAUA